Molecule: messenger RNA, 2259 nt
Organism: Penicillium riverlandense
Lineage: Eukaryota; Fungi; Ascomycota; Eurotiomycetes; Eurotiales; Aspergillaceae
Product: fungal specific transcription factor domain-containing protein
Exons: 1
Coding region: 1-2259 (752 amino acids)
Biological process (GO): DNA-templated transcription; positive regulation of transcription from RNA polymerase II promoter by galactose
Cellular component (GO): nucleus
Molecular function (GO): DNA-binding transcription factor activity, RNA polymerase II-specific; RNA polymerase II cis-regulatory region sequence-specific DNA binding; zinc ion binding
Source: RefSeq, a predicted model, not a curated record
AUGCCGCCAACGCUUUAUAACUCAUCUGAACAGUCCAUAGAUCGAGAUUUUGAUUGUGUAUAUGACGAAAGACGAACGCGGGAAAUAUUGCAAUCGUCUUCUUACGCGGAAAGCAGCUUCCAUCACACGGAGGGUUCUGCCCCCGCAUCUGACUCUGUUGAGGAGCAGGCGGAGCAAUCAAGGUUUACACAUGAACAUACAUAUCGGCGCAACGAUUUGUAUGCGGAAGAAGAUGGAGUAAGUGCGCAAAACAAACACACCACUGGCACUGAGUUUUACGGCAACUCCUCCAAUUUUGCACUCCUGAAUCAGCUCGUUUCCUGCGUGCGCGGCCUGGCUGCAAAACCUGCUGGUAGUACACUGGAUACAGUACAGGCACCAUCGUCAAUUGUGGAAAUAUUCUACGAUGAGCAGUCGCAUUUACAAGACCCUGUACCUGCUUCGCCCGUCACGGUUGCGGGGAGGACGUCCGAGUUCCGACCAAGCCACAAGGUUGACUCAGUAACCAGAGACUCACAAACUCCGGUAAACCCUGGCGAGUCAAAUCCGACCGUCUCCCAAAUCCACCAGAUCAACCAGCUGCCAUCCUCGUGGGGCUGUUUCAUUGGAACUCCUAUGCGCCUGGAAAUGGAGUAUGUGUACAUGUAUUUCGAAAACAUCCAUAACAUCCACCCUUUCCUAUCAAAAGCGGACUUCGUCGCGCGAUGCAGGCGGGAGGUCUGGACAAGAAGCUCAGUGAAGCAGUUACAUCAGGACAAGUUGCAUUUUUUAUCUCUUUACAACGCCGUCCUGUCUGUGGCAGCAUUGACCGCGGGUACGCACGCGCUAUCGGAAUAUCGAAAUGAGCUCGAUAAGCCUCCCGAGAGCAGCCCGCAAAACAAACCACCUUCGACACCACCGUCCUCAUUGCUAUUAUCGAGAUUAUAUUUCUGGCGUGCCCGACGGCUUUUGGGAGAUAUUUUCGAGGUCUCUUCGAUUGACAGCGCACAAGCCUUGUUGCUCAUGUCGGUAUACUGUCAGCAUGCACUGAAGACACACGCCUGCUACAUGUACAGCGGGAUGGCAGCCCGAACCGCUAUCGCCAUUGGAAUCAGCAGGGAAGGCAACCUUGGAUCCCGAAGGACGUGGUGGGCGAUAUAUGCGCAAGAUAUGGAGAUAUCGUGCUCGUCCGGUCGAUCCAGCUCUCUAGCCGAGCCAAGCGACUAUCCAGUGCCCUAUCCACAAUCGACGAAUAAAGCAAGAGAAGACAAGGCUGAGGAAACUGAUGCAACUUCACAAGACUCGAUCAUUGCAUCUCUGGUUGAGUCCUCGGUUAUCUUACAACAGACAUCGAAGCGACUAUAUCACAACCACGAAAAAUUGUCCCUGAAGGACAAGUCUCAAAUUGCGUUUGAAUUAGACAGCAGUCUGGAGAUAUGGCGUUCAGGUCUGCCAGCCCUACUUGACUGGGAUAUGGAGUCCUUUAACGAACCGGAAUGGGCAACCAAGCAAAAGCUUCACCUACAACUCCGUUUCUACAAUAUCAGAAUGUUCAUCCACCGACCAUUCUUCUCAAAUACCACGAGCGAGAUCCAGCAUGCUCACGUGAGGAUAUGUCUGGAAGCUGCGCAGAACAUCAUCAAUCUUCUCUACAACGCCUAUCAGCACCGCUAUUACUUUAGGACGUGGUGGUAUAACUCUACCUAUACGCUCUACGCCAGCAUGAUAAUCCUCUACGUGAUUCUUAUAGAUCCAGCGGAUCCAUCGGUGGAUGAGCUCUUCCGUCAUAUAAGACGAGCGCUCAAGAUCCUUGAUGCCAUGAAGGAAUUGAGAGUGGCUAAGCGCUGCGGCGACCUGAUCACCGAGAUCCUCCAAGUAACCACCCGUUAUGUGGAAAGCCGAAGACGCAGCCGCGUCGGCGACUUUCGAGUAUCUCCUGUCCCGGACGGGAACUCGGGAGCAUACAACAGCAAUCAGGCAGAUCUUUCCCAGCCCGUUCAUGUGUCUGGAAUGUCAGAAGAACAACCGCAUCAAAUCACUGAUGCGGAAGCGCACUUUUUCGGUGGUGAUCCGGAAAGCCCGUAUUUCACUCGACAAGAUAUAUUGGCGUGUCUUGAGGACACUAGGAUUUUAGAAAACUUUGCUGUGGGGUUGGAUAACGAGGAUUGUACAUAUUCUGAUAUGGCUAGUGUGGACGAGCUGCGGAGAGGGGGGGUCAGGCUGAACCCACCUUACGCUGAGGAUGAGACUGAGCGCAUGGGGCAAUGGAGCUGGACAUAG